Molecule: messenger RNA, 703 nt
Organism: Camarhynchus parvulus
Lineage: Eukaryota; Metazoa; Chordata; Aves; Passeriformes; Thraupidae
Product: tonsoku-like protein
Exons: 4
Coding region: 157-498 (113 amino acids)
Molecular function (GO): protein binding
Source: RefSeq, a predicted model, not a curated record
UUCCCCCCUCUGCAGCAGCUGCUGGCGCUGCAGGCGCAGAGCUCGGCGCUGGAGGUGCCCGACGGUGUCGUUCUCCCCCCCGGCCACUUGGUGGCGCUGCUGCGCUCGCUGCGGCUGCAGGAGGCGCUGCGGGAGCUGCGGCUGCGCAAUUGCCCCAUGGCGGAGGCGGCGCUGGCGGAGCUGCGGCUCACGCUGGGCACCGUGCCCCGCCUGGCACGGCUGGCACUGCCCGCAGCGGGCAUCGGAGCGCAGGGAAUCAGCAGCCUCUGCCAGGCUGGAGCGGCUCUGCAGUCCCUGCAGGUGCUGGAUCUCAGCCUGAACCCCGUGGUCAGCGGCCGCGCUGUGGCCGCGCUGCUGGCGCAGUGUCCGGCGCUGGUCACUCUGAGGCUGCAGGGCUGCGGCAUCACCGAGCCCUUCUCCGUGCCCGAGGCGUCCCCCCUGCAGUCGCUGUCCCUGUCCCACAACCCCUGGGCCGCGAGGGGCUGCGGCGCCUCCUGAGGACGAUCCCGGCCCUGCGGAGCCUGCGCAGCCUCGAGCUGGCCGCGGUCACCGGGCACAGCGCCGGGGACAGCGCCGGGGACAUCGGGGACGUCGGCAGGGACGUGGCUGAGUACCUGCAGCAGGCCGACUGUGCCCUCUGUCACCUGUCGCUGGCCGGGAACCACCUGAGGGACAAGGACAUCGACGAGCUGGCACGGUGAGG